CCACUCCAGAACAGAACAUAACAAAACUCAGCAAACCAACACAAUACCAACCCACAUUCAUCUCAUCCGUUCAACCUUUUCAAAAAAUGGACUCAGAUCAAACCUUUCAUGCAAAGACAUUGUUCUAUCAAGGUUCAUAUGCAGCUUGUCAUGCGGCGAUCGGUCAAAUCGAAGAACCAUCAUUCCAAUUGAUCUUAUUCUCAGCUCGAUCAUUGAUAGCAUUAAAGAAACCAAAAGAAGCCAUUGAAAUCUUAAAACCAUAUCAUGCUGAUCACCCAGCAGCCAAAGCUGUAACCUUACUAGCCAAAUAUCAUUCUAAACCAAAUCAUAAUCAAACAGAAAAAGAAAGUAUUGGAGAAGAAGCCGAAGGAUUAGCUGAUGAAAUCUUAGAUGAAGAUCAUGAUGGAAUAGAUUCAAUCUUAAGAGUUACAAUCGCAACCGUUUUACAUUUAAUUGACAAUACAAAUUUAGCUAUCUUUUUAUUAAAACAAGGUGUACAAUUAAAAUCAUUAGAAUCAGUUAGUUUAUUGAUUUAUCUUUAUUUAACUUCUAAAGUUAAACGACCCGAUUUAGCUAGAAUGUUAUACAAAUCUGUUAAAGGUUGGGCAGACGAUGCUAUCUUAUUACAAAUGACUGAAGCUUGGAUUGGUACGGUGACUGGUUCUGGUGCCAAUACUAAUGGAAAAGAAUCGGGUGGUUAUCAAUCUGCUUUUUAUGUGUUUGAUGAAAUUUCUAGUUCUACUGGUUCGGAUUCGGUUUCUGUUAAUGUGGCUGGUUUGAAUGGGAAAGCUGUCACACAACUCGCUAUGGGUCACGUUGAAGAAGCACAAGCCAAUCUAAGUGAAGCUUUGAAAGCAAACCCGAAAGAUGAGACCACACUGGCCAACUCAAUAGUAGCUAGUGGACAUGCCGAUAGUGCGGUAUCAACCGCUGGAGAACAUCUCGAGCAAUUAAGGUCGAUUAAUCCUUCACAUCCAUUGGUUGUGGAUCUUGAUCGACAAUUGGCUCUUUUUGAUGAAGCUGCCAGUAAAUUUGUUGCUUCUAAAGCUUAACUUGAUUGAUGGACUGAAAUUUGGAGAUUGGAAAUGUAUUAGUUUUGAAUAAGAAGAUUUGAGAGUAGGUAUGGGGAUUGAAAGGGUUUUGCUAUAUGAUGAAGAUAUUGUGGAAGUCAAAUUUACAAUAAACACAUGAUUUCUCCUUGCAAAAGAUUCACUACUUCAAGUUCUUCAUU
Melampsora larici-populina 98AG31 is the source of this 1231-nucleotide messenger RNA. RefSeq lists its product as uncharacterized. The record is from RefSeq and is a predicted model, not a curated record. The coding region runs from base 87 to 1052 and encodes 321 amino acids. NCBI's taxonomy places the organism in Eukaryota, Fungi, Basidiomycota, Pucciniomycetes, Pucciniales, Melampsoraceae. Gene Ontology annotation, biological process: endoplasmic reticulum to Golgi vesicle-mediated transport; intra-Golgi vesicle-mediated transport; retrograde vesicle-mediated transport, Golgi to endoplasmic reticulum. The transcript is spliced from 5 exons. Gene Ontology annotation, molecular function: protein binding; structural molecule activity. Gene Ontology annotation, cellular component: COPI vesicle coat.